Trichobilharzia regenti is the source of this 2659-nucleotide messenger RNA. The record is from the annotation of a GenBank genome assembly. NCBI's taxonomy places the organism in Eukaryota, Metazoa, Platyhelminthes, Trematoda, Strigeidida, Schistosomatidae.
ACUUUGAGUCUCAAGGGCUAUCGAUGCUCUCAACCAGUUAAGGUGUUGUGGUUUGACUUCGCCUUGCUCUGCGAAAUUCUACGAGACCAUUGAUUAUAUCACUGCCACUACUACAGGCAACUUUGGGUGGGAUUCAUUCUUGAGGACUUUUUCAUAAUUUAUGCAAGUUUCUGCUGUCAGCUAAUCACCGACUUAUUAAUGAAUUAGUUCGUCUACAGCAAAUCAAACAUUUUUUGCUGUAUGGGCUUGCUCUAUAGCCUUCAGUGUACAGUUGAAGCUAGUACUCAUGGCAACGACCUCACUGCUUACACAGUAGAUACAAAUACUUGAAUUCUUUAGCGUUCUUGUUGCGAUAUAUAACUUCAAGCUACAGCCUUGAAUUUUCAGCAGCAGUUUUUUUUUAUCUUGAGCUAUUUCAUAAAAAUGCAACCAGUGGAUGAAGGCUUAGACUAUGCCUCACAAGGAAUGAUGGAUGAGGACAUUACUUGCGGAGUAUCUAGUGAGCGGGCUCCAGAACCUCAUGCCGAUUUCAGACGAGUGUGUGUUCACUGGGGCUACAUGCCACGUGGAUGCAUAAAUCGUCUUCAUUCUUCACUUUUGGCUAAACAUAUUCGCCCUGAGGAUGUUUGGCGCGUAUUCACCAAUCGGAUUCAAGCAGAUAUUCAGGCUACGAAGAAUAAUUCAUCUUUAUCAUCACUUGGUCUUCCUCCUACUAAUUCAAUAAUCAGUUCUUUAUCUGUGAUGAAUGGCUCACAACAUCAAGUUGACAGGCAAGACUCUCUGAAUUUGAUGAACUCUGUCCCAUUGGUUGUUAAAGACAACUUUUGUGUGAAUUAUCAAAAACUACCGCUUAAAACAACAUGUGCAUCGAAAUCAUUGGAAAACUUUUGUCCACCCUAUGAUGCUGCUGUUGUAUCGUGUCUUCUGAAAUCAGGUGCUUUCAUCAUGGGAAAAUCUAAUAUGGAUGAAUUCGCUAUGGGUUGUGGAUCUGUUGACAGUGCACUUAUUGGUCCUGUUGUUAAUCCAUGGUCUGGUAGACUACUUCCUCAUAAGAAUACUGGUGAUAUAACUCAGCUUGUAUCCGGUGGAAGUUCUGGAGGUAGUGCAGCUGCUGUUGCUGCUGGACUUUGUUUAGCUGCUAUCGCUUCAGACACUGGUGGUUCGGCGCGAUUGCCUGCUGCAUAUUGUGGUGUUGUAGGCCUCAAGCCAACCUAUACAUUGAUUUCUCGUCAUGGUCUUAUCCCGUUAGUAAAUAAUCUAGAUGUUCCUGCUAUUAUAGCUCCAUCAGCUAGCGAUGUUGCUAGUGUCUUAGCAACUUGGUUAUCACCAGAGGAUAUUUCUGCAAGAACAGGUGAUGCAACAUGCACUCAAUUACCUCAGUCUUUCUUAAAACGGAUUUACAGUGAAUUACAAGAUGUUGCCAAAGGUGGUUGUGCGCAAUAUAAUAGUGAAACACGUCCUCUUCGGAUAGGCAUUCCACUGGAGUAUCAUGUUCCUGGUCUCAAUGAAGAGAUAUGUGUUAUGUGGGACACUGUGGCUAGUUGGUUAGCUGACCAAUUAUCAUGUUCUGUCCAGCUGGUCAGAUUACCUCAUACUCCUGUGGCUACAAGUGUUUAUUCAGUAUUGUGUGCAACUGAGGUGGCGUCAAACAUGUCCAGAUAUGAUGGACUGAAGUACGGGUUUUCUUCAACCAAAAUGUAUAAUAAUGAUGUUGAAAAUCGAACAGCGAGAAAUACAACAACACAGUAUUCUACUACUCGUUCAAUUGGCUUUGGUAAUGUUGUCCGUAGUAGAAUAUUUGCUGGUAACUUCUUUCUUCUACGGGAUCAACAGUGUCGUCAUCUAGAAGCUGCAAGACGUUUGUGGCGUUUAAUUAAGGAGGACUUUAUUAAGGCUUUUGAGUCAGUAGACUUCAUCCUGACACCAGUUUCACCCAAUCUACCAAUAAGUAUAGCUGAAUUCACAAAAUUGGAUAAUCGUACUCGCACAACACUUGAUGAUGUGUGUACAGUAGCUGUCAACUUAGCUGGACUACCAGCAGUUGCAUUCCCUGUCGGUGUAUCGCCUACUUUUGGUUUACCUAUCAGCCUACAAUUGAUUGGACCAUACUUUUCAGAACCUCAACUACUGUCACUUGUAACAAAGAUUGAAAAUUUGGCUAAUUUCCAACCUUUGGUUGAUCAUCAGUCUAUUAUUGAUUCCAUUUAGGGGUGUUCCCUCUCAGUGUGUGUGUGUGUGUGUGUGUAGACAGAGGAGAAUGAAGCUGUUCGCAAUUUAUAUGUAUCUGUUUAUAGUUACUUAUUUUGCUUGUACACAACAAACUCUGAUCUUGUUUCUUUGUAAUUAAUUUUCCCUCAAUCUAAUAAAACUGAUCGAGCAUUAUUCACCUGCUCUCUCUCUCCCUCUCUACAUCUCUGUACAUAACCUUAAAAAUGCAGCAGUAUCGCCUUCAUCGUAUUGUUUCACCCGUUUGCACUGCGCGCUAUGCUGCUAACAAUCAAUAAAUGCAAGCGCAGCAUAUAUGACACUGUUUUGACUAUGCUAUUCGUUGUUUCUUUUAUUUUUUUAAAUGGAUUCUGUAAGCAAGUGUCAAAAUGGAAUUUCUGUUCGAUUUUGAACUUUGUUAUGCAGUAAGGUCAUGGAGUAAAGUUAGUUCCAC